AUGGCACCCUUCGUAUCAGUCAGCCUUGCGAUUUGCUUUUCAGUCGGACCUAUACUAAGCAGCACGCUCACUUACCUCGAUAUCAGAAAUCUAUCCAGGGCAGAAGUCCAGGUCUCUGAGUACGAUUACCGUUGGGAGAAAAUUAUAGGAAUCAUUGUCGGUACCAGUUCAGUAGGCCUAGGUAUUACUGGACUCAUUGCAAUUGCGACCAAACCCCAUCCAGCAGAGAUGUACUCCUGGCUUGACGCAAUCAUUAUGUGUAAUCUCCAGCUUCUUACUAGCAAUAACCUCGUCCGAAUGCUUCAGAUCUUCAUCUCUCCUCCCUGGAGCAUAUGGGCGGUACAUAUGGUGGCGGUCUUGACUAUACUGGACAUUGCUUCUGCUGUUACGGGCCAAACUAAAUCUUCUGCUUACGAGUCGGCACUGCUAACUCGUUUUGCUGCUGCAUCCCUUUUCUCUUCGGCACUCUCACACAAGCAACUAGAGAUCCACAAGAACUCAGGAUCCGAGACCGGAGAUGGAAACGAAGAAUACAUGCGAUUAUUGCAUGCCUUCGUCUUUACAAAUGCUGCUGCAGCAUCUAGCCAAUUUUGUAGCGCGAUCUUCACCUCUACUUUCUCACUUGCUGGUAGAAGCACUUCCACCAAACUACGACAAGGCAUUUUUAUGCUAUCAUGUUAUCUCCCUUUCUAUAUCAAUCGGAUAUGGCGUCAAAUUAUUGUGCCAGUAAGCGAGUGGAUGAGAAGACUGCGCCACUCAUUCCCAUGCAGAUUGGCAGACGAGAGUAACUUUUAG
This is a messenger RNA of Bipolaris sorokiniana ND90Pr, 795 nucleotides long. RefSeq lists its product as uncharacterized. The record is from RefSeq and is a predicted model, not a curated record. Bases 1 to 795 code for a protein of 264 amino acids. The transcript has 4 exons. Lineage: Eukaryota; Fungi; Ascomycota; Dothideomycetes; Pleosporales; Pleosporaceae.